AUGUCUAACCUGAGGAGGGUGUUGGAGAGGCAAGAGCAAGAAGAGGAAGAAAUCAGACGCAGAUGUGCUGAAGAAGAUCGUGAGGCUGAUGAAGAGGAGGAAGAAAUGGUUGUAGCGGUGUGUAUGCUCAAUGAAUCAAGGCAACACCACCGUCGUCGUGCCCCGAAUGUGGACCGACAUAGACAGUAUUGGGGUAAGAAUCUCUUGGAAGAUUACUUUAUCCCAAAUUCGUUAUAUCAUGUUUCUUAUUUUCGAGAGAGAUAUAGAAUGCAGCCUCAUUUGUUCCAAAAAAUCAUGCAUGAUAUUUGUAAUUACGACACAUACUUCGUUCAAAAGUAUGAUGUUGUUGGGGUUUUAGGUCUUCUUCCUGAUCAAAAACUUACAACUGCUUUACGGAUGCUUGCUUAUGGGGCAUCUGCAGAGCAGGUGGAUGAGAUUGCGCGGAUGGGAAAAUCAACUAUCCUAGAGUGCUUGAUGAGAUUUUGUGAUGCAGUAGAAAAUCUCUACAAGAAGGAGUACCUUCGCAAACCUAUGGCUAAGGACCUCCGAAGGCUUGUACAAAAAGCUGAGGCUCGAGGUUUCCCAGGAAUGAUUGGAAGUAUCGAUUGCAUGCACUGUCAGUGGAAGAAUUGCCCAACUGCUUGGCAAGGAGAUUAUGAGAAUCGAAAGGGCCAAAAAAGUAUAAUUCUGGAGGCCGUAGCUUCAUUCGACACUUGGGUUUGGCAUGCCUUCUUCGAAGCUGCCGGAUCUCAGAAUGACCUCAAUGUGCUUGGUCAAUCUCCGGUGUUCAAUGAUGUAUUGCGAGGUCAUUCCCCCCAGAUCACGUACCGAAUCAACAAUACCAUAUACUCGAGUGCGUACUACCUCGCCGACGGAAUUUAUCCUAGGUGGACAACAUUCGUGAAAAUAAUUCCUAAUCCUCAAUCCGAGAAGGAAAAAAGCUUUGCUGUCUUUCAAGAAUGUUAUAGGAAAGACGUGGAAAAGUAUUUCGGUAUCUUGCAAGCUCGUUAG
Messenger RNA from Prunus avium (sweet cherry), 1011 nucleotides. Lineage: Eukaryota; Viridiplantae; Streptophyta; Magnoliopsida; Rosales; Rosaceae. The record is from RefSeq and is a predicted model, not a curated record.